Molecule: messenger RNA, 711 nt
Organism: Aspergillus lentulus
Lineage: Eukaryota; Fungi; Ascomycota; Eurotiomycetes; Eurotiales; Aspergillaceae
Source: RefSeq, a predicted model, not a curated record
AUGAUUACCUGGCUCAAAAACCUAUUAUCUGGCGACAGCGCCGAGGCAAGGAAGAAACGCAAGAAGGAAGAGCGCGCGGCUCGAGAGCGCCGUAAACGGAUCAGAGAGCGCGAGAGAGAACUGAUGCGCCGAAGGGGAAUAGGCACGUGGAAAUCAUCCUUUUUCUUGGCUGCUCCAGCGCCUAUCGUCAAACUUACCAGUAAGUUCGCUGCGCUUGACGAGACUGGUGCUGGGCAUGUCUGGAGCAAAAAGAGCACCGUUCACGCCCCAUAUCCGCCGGACGAGAACGAAGCGUUCAAAGAGGUAUGGGAUCGCUAUGUCCUUUUCGGUGAUCCAAUCCGAAGAUGGCCGUUGCAACUACCAGAAGCGCUCGAUUCCACGCCAAAGAGCUUGCCACUACCGCCUAUCCAGAAGAUGGCGACAGGAGGAUGUUACAAUGUUGGCAUCUCUCAUGCGAGACAGCUGUGCAUCUGGGGUUACAAAUCCGAGAAUUGGCCUGAGAUCGCGGAUGUUAAUCCAAUGAGCGCCGUCGAGUUCAAAGCAGCUGUCAUUGAGACUGAUACUGGCAGACGCCUCCAGAUCGUCGUUGCAGCUGCGGGACGGGCGCAUGUUGUAGCUUUGGCGGCGGAUGGGUCGCUUUGGUCUGCAGGUGAUGGACUCAAUGGACAAUUGGGCAUAGGAACCAGGCAGUUCGGCUUAUGUACGGAAUAA